This is a messenger RNA of Chrysochloris asiatica (Cape golden mole), 837 nucleotides long. RefSeq names its product lipocalin 15 (gene LCN15). Gene Ontology annotation, molecular function: small molecule binding. NCBI's taxonomy places the organism in Eukaryota, Metazoa, Chordata, Mammalia, Afrosoricida, Chrysochloridae. The transcript is spliced from 7 exons. Bases 1 to 837 code for a protein of 278 amino acids. The record is from RefSeq and is a predicted model, not a curated record.
AUGGGAAUGAAGUUCACCCUGACCCUGCUGGGCCUCCUUCUGGCCCUUCUCUGGAUGUCCGAGGCUCGGGCUGAGGUCCUGCUACAGCCAGAUUUUAAUGCUCAAAAUUUCUCAGGUCUCUGGUAUGUGGUAGCCAUGGUGUCCGACUGCAAGGCCUUCCUAAGCGAGAAGGACCACCUGCUGAUGUCCACUCAGACCAUCGAGGCCACUGAGGAGGGUCACCUCCAUGUCCACAUGGAGCUUCCUCAGGCCGACAACUGCAGCCAGGUGGAUGUAGACUACCUGAGGGUGGGCUCUGCCGGGCACUUCAGGGUCCCAGCCUUGGGCUACCUGGACGUGCGGAUCUCAGACACAGACUACAGCUCCUUUGCGGUGGUUUACAUCUAUAAGGAGCUGGAGGGGGCACUAAGCACCCUGGUACAGCUGUUCAGCCGGACUCAGGACGUGAGCCCCGAGGCCACGAAGGCCUUCCAGGACUUCUACCCCAAGGUGGGGCUCCCGGACGACAUGGCAGUGACGCUACCCAAAUCAGGACUCUGUGCAGACCCCAAAGCGCCAGAAACUCAGGGAGGGCACUGCGGCUGCCCUCCUUCCUCAGAUGAGGAGACAGGCACCGAGAGGUCUCGGGAACAAACCUACAGCUGGGCCCCUGAGUCCCCUAGGCCUCACUGCAGCAUCCAUUACCACCCAGUGCAUCCCCUCCUGAGUAUGGGUGUCCCUGCAGAAGUGGGUGGUGCCUCUGGGGUGGGUGUGGGUGUCCCUGCAGAAGUGGGUGGUGCCUCUGGGGUGGGGGUGGGUGUCCCUGUAGAAGUGGUCAGCACCAAGUUUGUCCGGUGA